CAUCACUACCGUAUUAUAGAGAUAAUACAUGUUAUUCUCCUGGUGUCCACUAGGGGCAUCACGGAUUAUAGACAUAACCCUAGAGCUCAACUCAAGGGGUUAUUGAUCAUACAUGAUCAGUGGUUUUUGAUGGGAACUCCUGUGUGUAUUCAUUGUGGGUCCUUAUGGUAGUGAUUGAGUGAUGAACACGGUUCAUUUACACACUGUGAAGAGUUAACUGGUCUCGACGUCAGAUAACGAGUUCAACUCGACCAGCGGCUCCGGUGAGACCAGAGAAGCCGGAAGAAGGACGCGUUUCUCGGCUGUAAACAAGAGGAAGUGUUGUCGUCAUGGAGUCCACGAGGCUGCCGCUGGUUCUUGUUCUGGCUCUCCUCUGGACCCAGACCACCGGAGACCUGGACCGGAACUCUUCGGUCCUCAAGGUGGACCUCUCCGUGGCAAUCCGCCGGGUGGACCGACGCUUUCUGUCCGUCACCAUCGACGCGAGCCUGGCCGCAGAGGAGAGGUUCAUGUCCCUGUUGAGCUCUCCGAAGGUCAGGACGCUGGCGAAGGCCUUGAGUCCGUCUUUCCUGAGGUUUGGGGGGACGAGACAAGACUUCAUGGUCUUCACCCCCCAGGGGGUCCGUCAGGACUCCGGGUACCCUGCAGAUGAGUCCUGUGAUCGGCUGCAGCUGCCGGUCUGGCCGGAGGACCAGCUGAAGAAGGACUGGACCCGGCAGCAGCUGACCCUGAUGAGAGAAGACCUGCAGGGGAAGUACAGGAGAGUCCAGUACACAGAGUACACCGUAGACCUGCUGCACUCCUUCACCAGAUGUUCUGGGAUGGAUCUGAUCUUCGGGCUGAACGCUCUCCUCAGAACCGCCAACAACACGUGGAACAGCAGCAACGCCGCCGCCCUGCUGCGGUACUGUGAGUCCAGACGGUACCACAUGUCCUGGGAGCUGGGCAACGAACCAAACAGCUACGAGAAGAAAGCCGGGAUCCGAGUGGACGGAAACCAGCUGGGACGGGAUUUCACUCGUCUCAGGGCGAUGAUGUCACGGUCCAAAUCCUACCGCCACGCCGGGCUGUUCGGGCCGGACGUCGGUCAGCCUCGAGACCACCGGGCAGACCUACUGGAGGGCUUCCUGCAGACUGGAGCUGAGGCUGUGGACGCCUGUACUUGGCACCAUUAUUACGUGAAUGGAAGAGACGCGUCUCUGGAGGAUUUUCUGGACCCUGAGGUUCUGGACACUCUGGCCUUCAAGACCAAAGAAGUCCUGGAGAAAGUAAAGCUGGUUUCUCCUGAAAAACCAGUUUGGCUCGGAGAGACCAGUUCGGCGUACGGAGGAGGAGCUGCUGGGCUGUCGGACACGUUCGCCGCAGGAUUCAUGUGGUUGGAUAAACUGGGCCUGGCAGCCAGACUGGGCCUGGAUGUGGUGAUGCGGCAGGUGUUCAUUGGCUCUGGGAGUUAUCACCUGGUGGAUGAAAACCUGGAUCCACUUCCUGACUACUGGCUGUCCGUCCUCUACAAGAGGCUCGUUGGUCCGGAGGUGCUGCAGGUGGAAGCUGCCGGCGAGGCUGGAAGGAGGCGCGUGCGUCUGUACCUGCACUGCUCCAGCAGAGAGAGGUGCUCCUGCUUCGGCAUCACAUGCUCUCUGUGUCGGCCAUCUUGUUCUGACGGCUCCUCCCUGUACAGGUACCCGAGCGGAGCGGUCACGCUCUUCUCCAUGAACCUCAGUCACAGGCCGGUCCGGGUCUCACUUCCUGCCCGGCUCUCCUCCGGCUCAGUGGAGGCCUUUGUGCUGCAGGCAGACCGGCCGGGGGAGGAGGGGCUCUACUCCAGGUGUGUGAGGAUGAACGGAGACGUGAUGAAGAUGAAGGACGAUGAAACUCUUCCCGACAUGAAAGGAGCUCGUCUUCCUCCGUCUGAGCAGCUGCAGCUUCCGGCCUUCUCCCUGAACUUCUUCAUCUUCACGGGCGCUGGAGCGCCAGCCUGUCUGUGACUCCUCUCCUGGUCACCUCCUGAGGAGUCACCUCCUGGUCACUUCCUGAGGAGUCACCUCCUGGUCACUUCCUGAGGAGUCACCUCCUGGUCGCCUCCUGAGGAGUCACCUCCUGGUCGCCUCCUGAGAAGUCACCUCCUGAGGAGUCACCUCCUGGUCACUUCCUGAGGAGUCACCUCCUGAGGAGUCACCUCCUGGUCACCUCCUGAGGAGUCACCUCCUGGUCACUUCCUGAGGAGUCACCUCCUGGUCGCCUCCUGAGAAGUCACCUCCUGAGGAGUCACCUCCUGGUCACUUCCUGAGGAGUCACCUCCUGGUCGCCUCCUGAGGAGUCACCUCCUGGUCGCCUCCUGAGAAGUCACCUCCUGAGGAGUCACCUCCUGGUCACUUCCUGAGGAGUCACCUCCUGAGGAGUCACCUCCUGGUCACUUCCUGAGGAGUCACCUCCUGGUCGCCUCCUGAGAAGUCACCUCCUGGUCACUUCCUGAGGAGUCACCUCCUGGUCGCCUCCUGAGGAGUCACCUCCUGGUUGCCUCCUGAGAAGUCACCUCCUGGUCACCUCCUGAGGAGUCACCUCCUGGUCACUUCCUGAGGAGUCACCUCCUGGUCACCUCCUGAGGAGUCACCUCCUGGUCACUUCCUGAGGAGUCGCCUCCUGAGGAGUCACCUCCUGGUCGCCUCCUGAGAAGUCACCUCCUGGUCACUUCCUGAGGAGUCACCUCCUGGUCGCCUCCUGAGGAGUCACCUCCUGGUCGCCUCCUGAGAAGUCACCUCCUGGUCACCUCCUGAGGAGUCACCUCCUGGUCACUUCCUGAGGAGUCACCUCCUGGUCACCUCCUGAGGAGUCACCUCCUGAGGAGUCACUUCCUGAGGAGUCACCUCCUGGUCGCCUCCUGAGAAGUCACCUCCUGAGGAGUCACCUCCUGAGAAGUCACCUCCUGAGGAGUCACCUCCUGGUCACCUCCUGAGGAGAAAAAGAACAACAUUUACAAUUUCAUGGAUCCCUGUAGGGAAAUUCUUCUCUGCAUUUGACCCAUCCUUAGUUAUUAAGGAGCAGUGGGCUGCAGUGAUGCCCGGGGACUCCUCCCCUCUCGGUACCAGGAGGUGACUCCUCCCCUCCCGGUACCAUAAGGUGACUCCUCCCCUCUCGGUACCAUGAGGUGACUCCUCCCCUCCCGGUACCAGGAGGUGAGGAGUCUCCUGCCGGUACCAUGAGGUGACUCCUCCCCUCUCGGUACCAUAAGGUGACUCCUCCCCUCCCGGUACCAGGAGGUGACACCUCCCCUCUCGGUACCAUGAGGUGACUCCUCCCCUCCCGGUACCAGGAGGUGAGGAGUCUCCUGCCGGUACCAUGAGGUGACUCCUCCCCUCUCGGUACCAUAAGGUGACUCCUCCCCUCCCGGUACCAUGAGGUGACUCCUCCCCUCUUGGUACCAUAAGGUGACUCCUCCCCUCGCGGUACCAUGAGGUGACUCCUCCCCUCUCGGUACCAGGAGGUGAGGAGUCUCCUGCCGGUACCAGGAGGUGACUCCUCCCCUCCCGGUACCAUAAGGUGACUCCUCCCCUCUCGGUACCAUGAGGUGACUCUUCCCCUCUCGGUACCAGGAGGUGACUCGUCUCCUGUCGGUACCAGGAGGUGACUCCUCCCCUCUCGGUACCAUGAGGUGACUCUUCCCCUCUCGGUACCAGGAGGUGACUCGUCUCCUGUCGGUACCAGGAGGUGACUCCUCCCCUCUCGGUACCAUGAGGUGAGGAGUCUCCUGCCGGUACCAGGAGUUGAGGAGUCUCCUGCCCUCCCGGUACCAUAAGGUGACUCCUCCCCUCUCGGUACCAUGAGGUGACUCCUCCCCUCUCGGUACCAUAAGGUGACUCCUCCCCUCUCGGUACCAGGAGGUGAGGAGUCUCCUGUCGGUACCAGGAGGUGACUCCUCACCUCUCGGUACCAGGAGGUGAGGAGUCUCCUGCCGUUACCAUGAGGUGACUCCUCUCCUCCCGGUACCAUGAGGUGACUCCUCCCCUCUCGGUUCUAGGAGGUGACUCCUUCCCUCCCGGUACCAGGAGGUGAGGAGUCCCCUCUCGGUACCAGGAGGUGACUCCUCCCCUCUCGGUACCAUGAGGUGACUCCUCCCCUCGCGGUACCAUGAGGUGAGGAGUCUCCUGCCCUCCCGGUACCAUAAGGUGACUCCUCCCCUCUCGGUACCAUGAGGUGACUCCUCCCCUCUCGGUACCAUAGGGUGACUCCUCCCCUCUCGGUACCAGGAGGUGAGGAGUCUCCUGUCGGUACCAGGAGGUGACUCCUCACCUCUCGGUACCAGGAGGUGAGGAGUCUCCUGCCGUUACCAUGAGGUGACUCCUCUCCUCCCGGUACCAUGAGGUGACUCCUCCCCUCUCGGUUCCAGGAGGUGACUCCUUCCCUCCCGGUACCAGGAGGUGAGGAGUCUCCUGCCGGUGCCAGGAGGUGACUCCUCCCCUCUCGGUACCAUAAGGUGACUCCUCCCCUCGCGGUACCAUGAGGUGAGGAGUCUCCUGCCCUGCCGGUACCAUAAGGUGACUCCUCCCCUCUCGGUACCAUGAGGUGACUCCUCCCCUCUCGGUACCAUAAGGUGACUCCUCCCCUCUCGGUACCAGGAGGUGAGGAGUCUCCUGCCGGUACCAGGAGGUGACUCCUCUCCUGCCGGUACCAGGAGGUGACUCCUCUCCUGCCGGUACCGGCACUGAAGACGGUACACGCAGGUGUUUCUCCUCAAACAUAUGAUGAUGAUGAUUGAGUUUCUUAUUUAUAUAAAAUAUUGUGUUUUGUUAAUAAAGUUUUUUCUUUAUUCA
This is a messenger RNA of Cyclopterus lumpus (lumpfish), 4808 nucleotides long. RefSeq names its product heparanase (gene hpse). Gene Ontology annotation, molecular function: hydrolase activity, acting on glycosyl bonds. The record is from RefSeq and is a predicted model, not a curated record. Lineage: Eukaryota; Metazoa; Chordata; Actinopteri; Perciformes; Cyclopteridae. The transcript is spliced from 12 exons. The coding region runs from base 330 to 1985 and encodes 551 amino acids. Gene Ontology annotation, cellular component: membrane; extracellular matrix.